Symbiodinium natans is the source of this 5766-nucleotide messenger RNA. The record is from the annotation of a GenBank genome assembly. Lineage: Eukaryota; Dinophyceae; Suessiales; Symbiodiniaceae.
AUGGCUCUUGCCGGAGGUUCAGGUUCCUCAGAUGGCCUGCAACGUCUCCCAGCUGGAGCUACAGCUCUUUCCGCCCUGCCGCAGCUGAUUAAGAGUCGGCAGCUACACGACAUCCUGGACCAACCUGCGCAGCGUCGGGGCCGCCAACUCGCCGAGCUAAUGUCCGUGAUUUCGCGUGAACCCGGACGCCUUCGACUGCAGCGCAGCGCCUACACCAAGCUUCUUCGAGCCCUGGGCACCGGCAAAAGAAAGAUGUGGCGCGAGGCCAUCUUCUUGCUCUGGAAAUGUCGCGAUUUCCUGGUGAAUGAAGAUGCGGUGAUGUACAACACAGUUCUCCAAACUUGCGCGGAAGGCGCACAGUGGCAAAGGAGCCUCCUGAUCCUGAACGAGAUGCUCGUUUACGGUCCCUUCCCGGACGUGGUGAGCUUCAACUCGGCACUUGGCGCGUUGGCGCGGGCGAGCAUCUGGACUCGUGCCCUACACCUGCUGGGAGCGCUGCCGGUUGUGGGGCUCACGCCCAGUGCCAGGACGAUGAGCACCGCGGCCAAGGCAUGCACCGGCGCCAACGAGGUCUCCAAGGCUUGCGAGUUGGUCCAUGACAUGACGAGGCAAAGCGUUCCGGCAAACAACGUGGUUCGGACCGUGCUGGUCCAAGCACUUUCAGUGCAAAGCGAUUGGCAGCAAUGCCUUGAGCAAGUGCGCCUGCUGCGUUCAGGUGCAGAGGGCUUCAUCCCCGCGGAGGAGCCUGAUGCGAGGCUCCUCACCACGGCAGCCGUAGCCUGCGGGCGCUGUCACGAGUGGCAGCAGGCGCUGGGCCUUCUUGCGGAGGCAGAUUGGCACGCGAUGCGGGACAUUGGAUUUCGAAGUGCUGUGGAGCGUGCCUGCAUUGAGGCUGGUCAGCAUGGCAUUGCCGAGGCAGUGCGACGGAGUCGGCCUGAGGCAGCGAAGGCCUGGCGAGGUGCACCAGAGAUUAUCACCCGGCGGGCUCGCUUGGCGAAGGCAGCUGCGAACGUGGCGGAGGCAGCCCACACCGGUAAUUGGCCGGAGGCGGUGAGGGCGGUGGAGGAUGUUUGGCAAAAUGGUAGAGCUCCCAACGGUGCCCUCCUGCGAGAGGCGAUCGAGGUCUGCGGUGAGCAGGCGUGGGAAUGGGCGCUGGAACUGUUAGAGCGUGCCCGGGAGAGGGGCCCGCCAGUGACGCCAGCUUUGGUGGACACAGUCAUCGGAUGUUUACGCCAUGCCUGGCGGUCAGCCCUGGAUGUCCUAGAGGACAUGGCGCGCCGUCAGCUGCAGAGAACAUUGUUCUCCUACACCCGAUGCCUCAGCGCGUGCGCUGAAGGCGUGGCCCGGCUGGAGGCGGCUGGGGCCACAGAUGCGCGUCCUUGGCGCUUUGGAGUUGCUCUCCUGGCGGAGGCCCAGGACGCCGGCAUUCAGGAGGAUGUCAUGAUGGACAACACUCUGAUGCGCUGCUUCUCGAAGAGGUGGCAGCAAGGUGUGCAUCUACUCCAUGGGAUGGAGAUGCUGCGUCUGGAGCCCAGCGUCGCCACGCGCGCCGCGGCGGCGCGGCUGCUUGGGCAAGGAGCACCAGAGCAGGUCCCGGCCCUGCUCCGACAGUUGGCGAUGGAAGCUCCUGAGACGGAGCUCGCAGCAGUCUACAACGCGGCACUCUCGGGGCUGCAGGCCGCCCGGAGGUGGCAGCAGGCACUCUGCAUUGUGGAGAUGUACCUGGCAGAGGCAGCCGCUGGAAAAUGGAGGCCCGACCCGACCUGCGCGACCAAUGCAAUGACGGCCUGCGCAGUGGCCUCCGCGUGGCCAGCGGCCUUAGCCCUCUUCUCUGACUUAGAGAGGAUGCAGAUCGAGAAGGACGUCGUUGUGGUCAGUUGUGCACUGCGCGCCCUUCAGAAUGGCCAGAAAUGGGAGGAGGCCGUGGAGCUCUUGCGCAGCGUUUCUGGGCAAGGGCUGGAGCUGACUCUCAAGACGCGCCACGCCCUGCUGGCCUGCUGCGCGGAGGCUGGUCGAUGGGAGAUGAGCUUGGCAACACUGGAGGAGCUGGGGUCCCUGGGCGAUGACGCCAUCCCCGAAUCCUUCAACAUUGUCCUGGGCGCACUCCAGCGAACAGGCUCCAAAUGGCCUCGCUGCCUCCACCUCUUCGAGGAGAUUCCGGCACGCACCUCCCGGCCACCGAACUUCAUCUCAUACAGAGUGAUGUUGGAGGACUGCUCAGCUGUACGCCUUUGGGAAGGCCUGGAGCAACCGAACCUGGAGGUCAUGGACACGACUGUGAUGGACUGUGGUGGCAACUGGGGCAGGCCAACGACUCCUGCACAGGUGCAUGGCACGCCGGGCAACCUCUCACUCACUGGGUCAGAGCUUCUGCUUUUCCGUCAUAUUGUUGUUGAGUUCUCGCCCCAAGCCAAGUCCCCCGCCCAGGCUGCUCUGCUGCGGGCAUCGCUCGAGGCGGCGGUACAGCAGGGUGCUCCACCGCGUUGCCUCGAGGCCACUGGGCCAAACUUCUUCCUGCUUUUCCCGCUCGCCGACGCUCAGUUCGGCCAGCCCAACUACGCUGCGCUUGAGUCGGUGCUGUUCCACCACCCAGCAGCAUCAGUGCUCAUCAUCGGCCUGGAGCAGGGCGCUCCCUUGUUCCAGGCAUACCAGCGAGAAGGCUACUGCGUGGCAACGCUGCAGACGGAUUUGCCUGCGCUGGGCAAGGAGCUAGUCGCAGCUGUGGGAGGGGAGCACGCCUCUUCCGUGGACACCUUCUUAGCAAGCCAUGGCCAGCCAAAAACCGAAGCAGCGCUGAUUCGCCUCUUUAACGCCGUGCUCCUUGCACUGCAGGUUGUGGACGGAGGCACAAGCUUACCCAUGGAUGGCAUUCUGCUGAACCCAUGGGACUUUGCUUUGCCUCUGAACCUCUCUCUGCCGUCCACCGGGGUCUUUCUCGAGAAGUUGGAAGCCACAGAUACUGCUCUCCCGUGGGCCCUUCAAGCAGAAGAUUUCGAGCGCUCCUGGUUGCCCAGGUCCUAUUUCGAUCGCUCUGACGGGGGUACCUCCGUGUGCCUCGACGCGCUGUGCCCACGAACGCUGCCGCGAGGCAGCAGCUUUGCGCGUCGACUGCUGGUGAUGCUGCUGACAGGCAGACUGGAGCAGGAGGGCCUUGACAUCAGCCAGUAUGCCACAAUGCUCUACCGCACGUACGUUGGGCAGCGCCCGUCGCAGGCUCCUUUUCAGGUCGGCGAUGUGGACUUCGACCACGAGAUGGUUCUUCUUCCAUAUUGGUUGCACGUGCAGCCACAUUUUGCCGAUGGCUGGAAGGAUUACGGAGGCACUGACAGCGACCUGACACAAUACUCGGACCUGUACCAGCCCAGGCACAUGCGUGCCAUGGCCGACUGGUCUCUCAUCUCCACUGCCAGGCUCUGGCUGCCCUUGAGCUACGGCCCUGCUUCCGCGCGACAGGCGCUUCCGGGCAGCGUCGUGGACUUGGCCUUGAGGCACUUCACAUUGGACCUGGCUCCCCGUCCGUUCAAGAAGAAGACGUUCCAAAAUGGGAGGAAGCGACAAAAGCCACGGGUGAAACGCUUGCGAUCGCCAGCGGAUGCCACUGCCGAGAACACUGCCUUCAUUGACGAGGUCUACACAGCAAGAGGGCAGCCCGUGUACCGUGAGGGAGCCUUGCCUGGCCCUGUGGGGGGCUUUCGCACUUUCCGCGAGGUGCGACUCGUCGGCUUUGAGAACCAGGGUUUGUCUUGGCGGGUCACCGUCCAUGCCUCCACGAACCUGCGCUUCUUCUGCCGAGCGGAGCAUCGACGACAAGGCUUGGGAGGCCCCUCCUCGUCUCAGAGCCGAUCUUGCCAGGCGGGUCUACGCCAAGCUGCCAGUCAAGGCGGAGAGGAAUCCGUGGUCUUCGAGACGUGUGGGAGCCCUGCGGAGGUGAACGCCGCGGUCUCUCUGCUUGCGUACCAUCCGAUGCCGAGCACGACCUCAGUUGUGGUGGCCGAGCCCCGCCGCGAUGCGCGGCUGACCGCCGAAGAGCUGGAGGCACACUUUGGCCUCCUGCGCAUCUCAGCCAGCACCGCAGGUGCAGGCUGUUCUUCAGAGACAGGCCCCGUCGCAUCUCAGGUGCAGCUGUCGGCGCUAUUGGACGAUGUGCAGGAGCACAUCACAGUCGUGGCGCACUGCGCGGAGCGAUGCCACCUUCUAGACAGGCUUGCGCUCUCUUUCAGAGAGUUCUACGACCACCUGCCCAUCAUCGCGACAUGCGAGUGCGCCGAGGAUGAGGGUUGCACGGCACCCGUACCUCGAGCUCAUCCAUCGGUCGCGCACAUGACCGUCCUGUCGGUGCCAUACGACUUCGGCCUCUCACGCGGGAAGACAUUGCUCAUCGAGAUGACACAGACGGAGUUUGUGUUGGUGCUGGACGACGACUUCACCCACUCAAUCCAUUCAUGCCUGGAGUGCAUGCUGUGGAAGAUGCGGAGCCGCCACUACUCGCUGUGGAAGCCCUUCGACAUCUUGGGCUUUCCGGUCCAAGAGGAUGAGCGCGGAUUUGGAGCCUUCCGCGGCAGGUUGCGCGUGACCAAUCAGCAGCUGUUCCUGGAGCCCAUGGUGGAGGAGUUGCUACCGGACGGCUGCAUUCGCGUGGAAAUCUGCCCCAUGGUGUUUCUGGGACGGACUGCGCGCAUGAAGACGUUCCAAUUCCAAAAGGACUUGCGGGUCGGGGAGCAUGAGCAGUUCUUCUACUCCAACGCAUACCAGGGCGUCCAGGUCGCCGUAUGCUUCGACUCGUCAUUUCCGCACUUCCGUGUCAACACCAUGAGCGCAGGCUACGUGAAAAGACGAGAGAGGAUGCCGCAGCUGAUGGCGAACGCGUUUGAGAAGUUGGGCUUCGAGCGCGCACGGGCCAUGUUCCUGUUCCGCAAGUACGACCACGGCCGAAUGGAAGACUACGACGAGCUUCUGGACAAGACGGUGCCGCCUUGGCAUGUGGGACACGACACCUGCGGGCCCCCAACCGCACCACCGGUCCCCUUCGCACAGCUGCUGGCAGUGGUGCUGACCACCGCAGACGCCGUGGGCCAGGCAUUCCGCAGCGUCCUUCGAAGUCGGUCCUGGCUUCAAAGAUUCGGGGAGCUCGCUGGCGCGGCGUCUCUGCGUUGGGUCUUUGCUGUCCAUCCUCAAGCCGAUGAGGCUGGUCUCCACAACGCUCUACAACAAGAGCAAGACGCGCAUCAGGACAUCCUCGUUCUGCCCGCGGCCACAAGGCUGUCGCCGGCCGCCACCGGGCAAGAAGCCACCACGGAUCAGCUGUUGCAGGCCUUCGGCCUGCUUCGAGAUUUUCACUUUCGCUGGCUUCUGGUGACGAGGCAUGACGUCUUCGUCCGCCCAGAGGGGUUUCUUGACGAGCUCCAGCGGUUGGAGCCGGCAGGAAGGAAGGUGUUGGGAUCUUGGCAGCCUCAGCAGCGCAGCUGGAGGCUUGACCCCCACUUCUUCAUCUUGCCUCGGGAUGUCUUUGCGCUCAUUUCGGCUCCCGAAGUAAUCUCGCGACUUGCAGCCCACGGACCUCACAGCGUGUUCGGUGAUCUGUCGGGGCUUGCAGCAGGCGUCAGCGCAUGGAUGCAUGCCUUCGAUGUCGAGCGGCGGCAGCUGCAGGGCGCUCAUGCUCGGAAAGAUCCCGCGCUGGUCUGUCAGGUCGACACGGUCACCUUGCACCCAGUGAGUCCAGAAGAGCUGCAAGCCCUCAGCCACUCUCCGUCAUCGUUCCAGUGCUGA